Molecule: messenger RNA, 1470 nt
Organism: Cimex lectularius (bed bug)
Lineage: Eukaryota; Metazoa; Arthropoda; Insecta; Hemiptera; Cimicidae
Gene: His2Av
Product: histone H2A.V
Exons: 5
Coding region: 462-848 (128 amino acids)
Cellular component (GO): nucleosome
Molecular function (GO): DNA binding; structural constituent of chromatin; protein heterodimerization activity
Source: RefSeq, a predicted model, not a curated record
UGGCGGCUUGGCAAGUUGGGACAAAGUCCAUUUUUCCUUCGUCCUUUGGUCAAUCCCAACUUUCGCUCACCGUUUAACUUGUAAAUUUCAAAAAAAAUCCCUUGAUAUUGUAAUUUUUUAAAAUUUCCCGAAAAAAUGUUGAACUCUGGACACCGUUCGUUGCAAGUUUGUUAGAAUAUGCAGCCGUUUGUGGCGGGCAUAGGGUCGGAGGGGUGGGGUGAGCGGUCGGGUCUCUUCGCUCUAACGGUAACCGUGAUCAAUAGAGAAGGGGUCAGGUUUGAAUGCGGCUGUCCCGAUUGGCUGGCGUCCCCUCCGCCGCCCGUGCAACCGCUCGGCGCUCAGCGCUCGUUCUCCCCACCUCUGGACGCGCACUCCGGCCCGAAACGAGAGACCCACUACGUCCAACGCCAUAACCGACGACGAGAUAACCGUGAUCGCCCAAAUACCAACUCACACACAUUAUGGCCGGUGGCAAGGCUGGAAAGGAUUCGGGGAAAGCGAAGGCCAAAGCCGUCUCGCGGUCCGCUCGGGCCGGUUUACAGUUCCCGGUCGGGCGUAUCCACAGGCAUUUGAAGAACAGGACGACGAGCCACGGGAGGGUCGGAGCCACAGCCGCCGUCUACAGCGCCGCUAUUUUAGAAUAUCUCACAGCCGAGGUACUUGAAUUGGCUGGUAAUGCGUCCAAGGAUCUUAAAGUGAAACGUAUAACUCCAAGACAUCUGCAACUUGCCAUCAGAGGAGAUGAAGAACUUGACAGUCUGAUCAAGGCAACCAUUGCUGGUGGUGGUGUCAUUCCACACAUCCAUAAAUCACUUAUUGGAAAGAAGGGUUCGCAGAAGCCUGUGUAAAGUUUAGUUUCUCCUUUAUUUUUUUACUUCAGAUAUUUUUUAAAUUAAGGAUAUUGAGGAUUGUAUAAAGUUUAAAAAAAAUUAUAAACACCGCCGGAGACAAAUAGAGAAACUUAAUAAGAACUCUUAAAGCCAAAGUGUUGCGUGUGUUGUACGGAUCCGGGCGGAACCUCAAAAAGUGCACAUCUCAUUUCUUUGAGAUCUAUAAUAUUUUUCUGUAUUUUUGUUAUUUUUCCCUCCCUUUCGCUUUGUUUAAAGUAAGGAAAAUUUUUCAUUCAUGUAAAAUUCAUAAAUGCUCAAACUGGAAAAUUUGUGUAACUGUAAUUAAUAAAUUUAUUCAAUUUAAAAAGUAUUUUUAUUACUUGGGCAAUUGUAUUGUUUAUUCAUUCUAACAAUUUUAGAGGGGAAAAUGCCUUACCUUAGCAACAAAAAUAAAAUAAUUUUCUAGAAUUUGCCCUUUUUUCAUAACCAUAGUUUUUGGUUUCUCUCCUCAGUUUCCAUUUUGAUCUUUGGUGUUCAUCCUGAUUUUAAGUUUUUAAUUGAAUAUCAGUUUCAUAUGAGACAAUUUUGUAAGUUUUAAUUAUGAAUAUUGUAUACUCUGUAAAUAUAACUAGUAUUAAAU